AUGGAGGCCCGCGGCGAAUCCCAGCCUGACACGAGUUGUUCGUCGUUUUCCUGGGACGGCUCCGGGGUCUCGGUGUCCAGGGAGGUGCUGACGGCGGGCAGUGUCGGCCACGGAGGUAUAAGGGACAAGUUGGUCAUCAACUCCAAGCCUAAUUCCAGAAAGAAUUCCACUCUUCAAAAAGUUCGGAAAAAGAGGAGUCCCCUAUUGGACCAAGUACAGAGCUUUCUCCCACAGAUGGCUCAGGCAAACGAAAAGCUAAGGAAAGAAAUGGCAGCUGCACCACCUGGUCAUUUCAAUAUUGAAAAUAUUGACACUCUCGGAAAAGUUAUGCAAAUGGUUAUGGCCUUGUUUGAGAUGAAUCAGUCUGAUUCAAAAGAGGAGGACAGUUCAGAAGAGAAUUCACAAGGCAGUUCAGAGGACAGUUCAGAAUUUGAGGAUGAAGAUGAUAGCACCUCUUCUGAAGGUGAAGUCACCAUCGAUACCAUUAAGCUUCCUAAUUCAGAAGAUGGAAAAGGCAAAAUAGAGGUUCUGGACCGUCCUGCCAGUGAAAAAAAAGAAAACAGGGACAUAAACAAUCUGAGAAACAGGUGA
Molecule: messenger RNA, 591 nt
Organism: Globicephala melas (long-finned pilot whale)
Lineage: Eukaryota; Metazoa; Chordata; Mammalia; Artiodactyla; Delphinidae
Source: RefSeq, a predicted model, not a curated record